Molecule: messenger RNA, 3861 nt
Organism: Emericellopsis atlantica
Lineage: Eukaryota; Fungi; Ascomycota; Sordariomycetes; Hypocreales; Bionectriaceae
Product: putative C2H2 finger domain protein
Exons: 3
Coding region: 1-3861 (1286 amino acids)
Source: RefSeq, a predicted model, not a curated record
AUGCCCUCGUUGAAUCCCACUGCCGGAUCCCCCGCAGCCACGGCACCACCUGAAUCCUCCUCGUCGACAUCAGUCACGACAUACACAGUCGCAGCUACACAGCCAGCUGAGACCUCAGCCGCACAUGCAGCAGCAACGGCAACCUCAGUUACCUCACCGGCGGCGGCUCAGGUGCCCGCCUCGAUUUCGGUGCCCGCCUCAGCAACUCCUCUGCCUCCAGCACGCUCCUAUUCACCCUCCGUACCAGGCCGACUACAUGCUCACCGGGCAACGCUCAGCAAUGCGACCUCAACGUCGCUUUCUGUUUCAACAGCAACACUCAACACGACCGAGGACCGGCAACAGCUGAGUGAUCCCGCAGACAUCGACGCGGCUGUUCGACAACUGCUUGACCAACAGGCUGACAUCCAGUCUCACCUCAACGCUCUCCUGAUAGCCCAGAAUGGCUUCGAUCCCACCCACGAGCUUCAGAUGCUUAUGCAUAAGUCUCGGGUACUAGAAAAUGUUGUGCAUCAUCAUGGACUGGACUCUCAAGUUCCCAUCCUCUCCGAGGUUGAGGGGGCGCGAGCACUGCAAUACCGUUGCGAAUGUCUCGAGGCCGCAUGCAGCAAGGACGCUGAUAUUGACAUUUUGGAAGCACUCCAAUCGUCUUCGUCCCACGGACCCCAGGGAUUCGACAACUGGUUGGGGAAGCACGUUGAGCUUCACGACCCCUUCAUCCGUCAGGGCGCCACCCGGUCCUAUCAUGACAAUCCCGAGCCCUCAUCUGCGGCUGCUCCGCCUACCCAUCAACGUUCCGAAUCCCUCUCUGUAUUCAGGUGUUGGAACGAGCGCUGUAUCCACUAUGUCUAUGGAUUUAACAACCAGACUGAGCGCGAUGCACAUAUGCGCACGCACUCAGGGGGCUACUUCACUAAGCGAGAUUCAGGUCUGUCGCUCAUCAACACGCCUCCCCUCGUGCCAAAGCAGCCAGUCAUCAUACCACCGAAUUCCGCCGAUAGUACAGGCGUCUUUUCACCAACCAAGCUGCAACGACCGGGCGCGCAGGGAUCAAUGGCACAACCUGUCCUCGGCGUGCAAACACAGCCUGCCAGCAGACGAGGCUCUGCAGUUGGCUUCAACCUUCCGAGCAGCCGCCCCCCCACCAGAGGCGCAUCAGUUGAGCAUGAUCUUGACCCCUUACUUCCACCUCUCAAGAGGAGCAGAGUCGGGCACUCGCGGCUUCAGUCUAUUGGUGAGCUCCAACUACUACGCGACCAUGACCCUUGUCUUCGGUGCAAAGUGUCGCACAGGGCUUGUGACGCCGGUCGCCCCUGUAAUUACUGUUUGGAGCAUCCGCCAUCGAGUUCUGAGGAGCACUGGAAGAUUCUAGGCUGUUAUGGAGGCUCUAUCGCCUCUCUGGUGGAUGUUUUUAUGCCUGCUCCCGUCUCGCCCAGGCAGACUAGAACACCGGUAACAUCACCGCUGGCACAACGACGCACUGCCAAUGACUAUCUUCAGAGGAUGUACGCAUUUCCAGAUAACACCAUGGAUGUUGUCAAGGAAGUACUCGACUUCAAGGACAACUUUUGGUGGUCCGGGCAACUGGACCAACGACCAAGCUCCAUCCUCCAUGCGAGCGACUCGAGCCGCGAUACGUCCUAUUCUGCACCACCCAUUCUCGUCGCGCUGGCGUCCAGUCACAAUUGCCAAGACACGACGUACGAUCUGCUGGAACUGCUCAACAUCACGGGCUUCCUGUCCGCCACCCGAACGGCCGAGGAGGCUACCUACCCCGUACUAUACAGGGCCAAGCUCCUGCUCAGGGAGGUGGUCUUUCUCGACGUUGUGCAAAACGAGCCAGCAAUCGAAACAGAUCUGCACCACCAGCGCAUGAACCCACCGGAAGAGAUCGACUCGGACGAGCAACUCCGGUUGGUGCAGGACUGCCUUGCCCGUUACCUUCAGGUAUUCGAAGCCACACUGUCGGUGAAGAGCAGUCUUCGCGUCAGAGAGUGGCUCGCAUUCUUCCACUCGCUGUGCAUUUUCAGUGUGGUGCGGACGAUCCUGGCGGACAUGGCCAUGCUUUCGCCGCAGGCGCCGCUGCUCCGUCGGUCCACGGGAACAACCACUGCGCAGAGCAUCCGCACUAUGCACAGCGCUUAUAAAGCUGUCGUGGAGUAUUUCGCCGCCUCGGGUCCUGCUCCCAUGGACAGCCUAGCCAAUGAUGCGAGUGAGGAGGACAUGUCCAUUCUUGACGCAACCAGCCAGGUGACGAGGAGGGAGAUGUGGCGAGCUAGGGGCAUGCAGUCCAGCUUCGACUUUCUGAUGAGUCUCGGUGACACUGGCCACGACAAUACCACUUUUUUCGGGUUUAUCAGGCCGCGUCACAGCCGGGUUGAGCUGCACUCAGAUCAGCUCCCUUCGGCUGUAGAACCCGGCGGCGAAACGCCACGGGUUGGGAGCUUGUUCAGGCCAGGCGUUUUGUGGGAUUCGCCAGUUGAAGCCAAGCCCGAAGAGUCACCUCAUCACCCUGGAGAUGUACUCAAGUCGCCUCGCUCUCAGGUGCAUGGGAAGAGCCGUCGGCAUACACUCGCCGAACCCCCCAUGUUUCUGCAGCGACCGCAGCACCUAAUCAACACGCCCAUGGCACCCUCGCGAUUCAAGGCAUAUCAAAGAAUGCCAGUACGACGUGUGUUCUGCACGAAAUGCAAUGAGCAUCCAGAAGGAUUCAGAGGGGAGCACGAGUUGCGGCGGCACGCUGAUGCUAAACAUGCCAAGCUUGUCAAGCGAUAUGUGUGCAAGGAACCGGAAAGCCAGGCGCCCAACGCCCCCCAGCCUGUGAUUGCCCUGUCUAAAUGCAAGGCCUGCUUGACGCGGAAGCAGUACGGUGCAUACUACAAUGCGGCGGCCCAUUUACGGCGUGCUCACUUUAACCCGCACAAGGGAGGCAAGGCAAGUGGUGACUGGCCUUCGAUGAUUGUUCUUCGCGAAUGGAUGCACGAGGUGCACCAUCAUGCUGACCAUCCGCAAGACGAUGAAUCGUCCAGUGGUGGUGACAAUGAGGAGAUGAAAGCCCCCACGCCGGCAAGUGACUUCUACGGCCCCGGCGGGACAUCAAUGCUGGAUACCACACGCACGGGGCUUGGACAGCCGUCGUCGUCGGCCUAUCAGCUAGUCUCGCCUGCUACGGACGGUCCGUGGAGUGCCAUCCAGGACAGCCCGUCGACACGGUCGGCAGCCGGCGAUCAUCGCAACCGCUGUCCUUUCCCCGACUGCGGCCGCAUCUUCAAAGAUCUCGCAGCCCACCUCCUGACACACCAGGAGGAACGGCCGGAGAAGUGCCCUAUCGAAUCGUGCGAGUAUCAUACAAAGGGCUUCGCGCGCAAGUACGACAAAAACCGCCACGCUUUGACGCAUUACAAGGGAACCAUGGCGUGCCCCUUUUGCGCCGGCGUGGGCACCGCGUACGAGAAGACGUUCAAUCGAGCCGACGUGUUUAAGCGGCACCUGACGUCGACGCACAAUGUAGAGCAGACACCGCCCAACACGCGCAAGUUUGUCAUUGGGGAGUCGGGUGUCGUCACGGCCACGGUCCCGUCCGCGUCGGGGGACGUUGCCGGCGGCGGCGCCCUGUGCUCCAUCUGCCACACGCGGUUCGCCAGCGCGCAGGACUUUUAUGAGCAUCUUGACGAUUGCGUGCUGAGUGCCAUUGUGCCCCAAUCGCAGCAGCAGCAGCAGAAGAUACCGACGCCUCGCCAACCACCGUAUCAACCUCCACAGCCUGAAUCAUCAUACUCCACGCACCGCGUACAUGAGCUACCCACACCGACGAGCAGUAAUCGACGGGCACCACCAGAGGAGGUGGAUUGGCGGUCUUGA